Molecule: messenger RNA, 1320 nt
Organism: Quercus robur (English oak)
Lineage: Eukaryota; Viridiplantae; Streptophyta; Magnoliopsida; Fagales; Fagaceae
Exons: 2
Coding region: 124-804 (226 amino acids)
Source: RefSeq, a predicted model, not a curated record
CUUCACGUGGUUAAAUAUAUAGGGAUUCAUUUGGCUAUACUACAUACCUCGUGGGUCAUUGUCAGAUUUUUUAAUCAGAGCAGUCAGAUUGAGGUUUCAAUUGGAAGUGACUUCCCAGGUUUGAUGGUGAAGAAGUGUGGGCAACGUUUCUUAUACCAACAAGAUGUGGAAGAGUUUGAGCAAACGAUCAUUAAGUGCUCUACUGUGCCUUUUUACAAUAUGGAACUCAUCCAUCGAUCAGUAGCUAGUGAUUCUCCAAAUGAUAAGCGAAAGAAUGAAGCUGGAUUUUCUUUUGAGGAUCCAAACCUUGGAAGGUUGAGAAGACCCAUUUACCCAGAGCAAAGCAGUAGAGAUAGCAUCUAUCUUGAAGAUCAACACCCUGAUAAUCAACUCAGCAAAAGUGAUUUACAGGAAUUUGAUCGAAGUUUGGUGUAUAAUUCUUGUUUUCCUCCAAGUGAAAUUCUUGAGUGGUUCAACCAUCGUAGUGGCGAGCCACCAGUGACAAUCCAUCAACCUCUAAAUUUAUAUGAUGAUAGUACUUGGAGGGGACUUGCUCUAUGUGUUUCUUUCUCAGUCAACAUCAAGGAUCCUACUACCAUCCUAGACAUUCUUAAUUCAGAAAGUGCUCAUCAUCUUUAUUGUCAUUUGGAAAGAAAUGUUGGUUCUUUGGAACCUCUCCAUGCCUAUUGCCUUACUAAAGAAGAUGUCAUGUUGUUACAUCUAGGUGGAUUCAUGUGGCUAUCCUAUAUACCACGUAGCUCAUUUCCAGAUUGUUUGAAUCAAUGUAAUCGCAUUGAGGCUUGAAUUGUUAGUGAUUGCCCAGACUUGACAGUGGUGAAGUGUGGACUCCGUCUUGUACAUCAGCAUGAUGAGGAAAAGUUUAAGCAAACUACAAGGCACGGCUUGGCCUCAUUGUCUGACAAUUGGGGUCUCAUCUUUCAUUUGACGGCUCACAGUAGAAAAAGAAAUAAGCAAAACCUCUCCAUGCUUAAAGAGAAAUGCAAGCAUGUGCUAGAAUAGCAUCUCCUCUUAUUGUUCUGCUACUUUUCUUAGCGGUUCUCCCUUCUGUUCUCAAUUAUAAGUCUAACUAGACACUCAUAAUCUCUGCUGCUUAGUUAACUCAAUAUUGGUCUCAAGUUUCUUGUUCCCUGGACUAAUGUGAGCACUAUCUUUAGUUUUGCAUUAAUAGGAGGCAACAAAGGCAUUGUCACUAAUAGUGAGAAUUAUGCUUUAAUUUUAUUGGAAGGAACGAUUAAAAAUGAACUCUUUGUUUGCACAUUUUCUUCGUUUUAAGGGAAUAAAUGCAUGUUCAUGUAGUAA